Molecule: messenger RNA, 879 nt
Organism: Anarrhichthys ocellatus (wolf-eel)
Lineage: Eukaryota; Metazoa; Chordata; Actinopteri; Perciformes; Anarhichadidae
Product: protein pitchfork
Exons: 5
Coding region: 213-776 (187 amino acids)
Biological process (GO): regulation of cell projection organization
Molecular function (GO): cytoskeletal protein binding
Source: RefSeq, a predicted model, not a curated record
AUGUAUAUGUAUAUGUAUGUAUAUAUAACUAUAUUCCUUAAUGCUGCCAGUUUGCGUAAUGAACGCACCAACCCUAGGUAGCCAUCGUUACAGCAAGACCAAACACUACGACGUCAUGGCAGGUCGAGACGGAGCUAACUGUGUGUUAGUGUAAACUUUUCUUUUUCCUUCGGUUCUCACACCACUUUCUUGCCCACAAAUUGUUUCCAAAAAUGUCUCCUGUUCAGAGAGCAGUUUUUGGGAGCACUCAAGAGAGGAAACUCUUUCCCGUCAAUUUUGCACCCGACCGGCUGGGAACCCAAAUGUCACGAGAGGAAGCGCCGCACAUCGGUCCUGGAUGUUAUGACAACGAUAAGUUUGGCACCAUAGUCUAUGACUUACAGAAGACACCGGGGAGUAAGAAAGGAUAUGGUCUCUCUGCGAGGACUGCAGCACGCUUUCCGCCCUGUAGCACAAAGACAGCGACCCCUUCCCCACAGCAGUACCAGCAGGAUCAAAGCCGGUCCAGAAUCCCUCCCUCAGGCAAAACACCUUUCAACUCAACCACACAGAGGUUCAAAAGCACGUCAUGUACAGUUGAGGACAGCCCAGGGCCUGGGGCCUACGCUCACGAUACAGUGACAAACAGGAAAGUAAGCUGGCCGAUGUGCUUCGGGACCCCAGACUGGCCCAGACUCCCUCAGAUGGAAAAGAAGUCAGUCAAGGGGAAGCUGAACAGUGAAAAGGCAUUCCUGAAGCACAGAAGCAGAGUGGCCUACAUGAGUUUGUACUAUUAACUCUAAAGCUGAUGGAUGUAAACCCAUUGUGACAGUGACGUAAGAUGUUGCCUUAGUCAUCAUUUUGACCUGUGCCUUUAAUGUCAAUUUACUGGACUGAUAC